Clonostachys byssicola is the source of this 1461-nucleotide messenger RNA. Lineage: Eukaryota; Fungi; Ascomycota; Sordariomycetes; Hypocreales; Bionectriaceae. The record is from the annotation of a GenBank genome assembly.
AUGGCCGACAAUUCCGUUGUACCCGCAUCCUCCAGGGUGUCUCCUUUUCCAGUUCCGGGGGAAAUACUUAAUCACAUCAUUACUUUCCUGGAUCCUCGGGGCGUUUGGAUGCUCAGCAAGACCUGCAAGUACAUGCGAGACGUCAUAAAGCCUGGGCGCAGCGAGUGGUUGGACUUCAUGCUCCAGAUGGAGUCUUGGCCAACCUUUGGCGGAGGAACAUCUCUUUUCACCGGUAGCGACUUCAACCCGAUUUCAGAUCUCAGAUUGUGGAGAGACCAUUAUUGGGUCUGCGUCGGGUGCAUGGAGCUCCUCACCCACGAGCACUUCAACAACCAAUCCCUCCUUCAGCUCGCAUACAGAAAGCUAGACCCCGAAGCUCCUGUUGUCACAUCAUGGAAACCGAGCCUGCGCGGCAAGAAGUGGGGACAGGAAGGACCCAAGUACUCGGCAUCUGACGAACAUGAACGUCUCGGUGCCAAGCGUCGCCAUCGGCUCUGCAACGAAUGCCUCUUCCGUCUCGGGAGGCUCAAGUCUAAAUGGAUCACAGCUCAAGGCACCCACGGCGGCACGCUCAAGACACCCAUCCAGAUAAGCCGGUUUGUCUGCUUCCCGAGCGCGUUGGACCGGUACUUCCCCAAUGUAGGUGAAGCGCUGGGUCUUCCGGGGCCCGACGGCGGCAUCUUCACAAGUCAUAUGCAGCGAUGGGUGCUCUACAUGGCUCGAUGCCCGACUUGCAGCGUGUGGCAGGAGCUGAGCAUGUUCCGCGUCGGGGGCUCGUUCCCGGCCUGGAGCCCAGCGCAUGACGGCGAGGGCAAUGUCCGGUACCGUGGGGGGUUGAAUCACGAGGACUUCCAUAUCGAUGACCUGACCUGCCACGCAUGUUGCUUACGCUAUCAGGGUUUUGGAUACCUGUGCGUCGACCUCUUGGACUGGUACUGCCUAUUGAUGAAGUCUACAAGAUUCGAGAUUGACCUCCAGCUCCUCAGUGGUUGGUCGGCGAUCAGGUGGAACCAGCGCCGGUUCAACCGCAAGUACAAGAAAGACAUCCGGAGGAUCCUCCAGGAUAUGGAACACAUGUACCAGAAGCGCCACCGCCCCGACAGCGAGCUGGGGUAUCAGGAGGUGGCUCUGGUCGAGAUGCGUUAUCGGGAGUUCAUUGAAAUUUGGGAGAAGAUGAGGAUGGAGGGCCAGAUCGCAUCCGGCAAGCUGACAGAGGGGAGCCUAUUCAGUUCAUGGUUCAUAAACUUCCCCAGAGUUCUAGCGACCUGGCGAUGGCUUCGGGAGUGCCAGGACGCGGUCGAGAAUGACCCUGGUCUUGGGCUCUAUCCCAACCCCGAUCGUACCAACCCCGGCAGUUUUAUCGCGUUUCUCGUCCACGACUUAAAUAACGGGAUCAUCGCCGGAAUCACAUCACUGGAGCUCAUCUACGACGACAAAAGCCUCCAACUAUCUCUUCCUUAG